This is a messenger RNA of Anopheles marshallii, 3924 nucleotides long. It is a transcript of the gene inaE, whose product is annotated as diacylglycerol lipase-alpha. The record is from RefSeq and is a predicted model, not a curated record. The coding region runs from base 1 to 3924 and encodes 1307 amino acids. Gene Ontology annotation, biological process: lipid metabolic process. The transcript is spliced from 9 exons. NCBI's taxonomy places the organism in Eukaryota, Metazoa, Arthropoda, Insecta, Diptera, Culicidae. Gene Ontology annotation, cellular component: postsynaptic membrane; dendrite membrane.
AUGCCUGGUAUAGUAGUGUUUCAGCGAAGAUGGUCUGUCGGUUCAGACGAUCUCGUAGUUCCUGGCCUAUUCCUACUUGUUAUUCAUUUCAUUUGGCUCGUCGUGCUGAUGGUAAUGACGCUAACGUUUCAUUUCGAUCGCACGGAGAAUUGUGUUCUGCAGCUCUGGUACUUCCAGAUUGGAUACAUGGUACUGCUUGCAGUGUGCAUGUGCCUGGAACUCUCCAUCUGUGUGGUAUCGAUGCGUGGCAGCAUCCUGGACACCGAGCCGAGGGCGUCGAUGCAGUACCUGCUGUACGGCCGCGUACUGUUGAUGCUGAUCGAUCUCGGCCUGCUCACGGUGGGCAUCACCUGGUUAAGGGAUAACUAUGCCACCUGUCCGGCGGCGGAACCGAAAGAGGUGAUGUUGGCCGCGAUUGCCUGUAACCUGUUCGUCAUCCUCAGCAUGAUUACCACCGUCUGGUGCACGUUUGACCCGGCCGGCCGGUCCUGGGUGAAGAUGAAGAAGUACCAACGUUCGAUGCGCGAGUCCGAAUCACGGUUCAACUACAAGCGCAGCGGUAGCCGCAGCCGGAACUGGCGACAGCGCAAAGUGAUCCGGGCGUAUCAGGACAGCUGGGAUCAUCGGUGUCGGUUGCUGUUCUGCUGCAUGGGUAACAGCGAUCGCAGUCGCAACUCCUUUACCGAUAUUGCCCGCCUGCUGAGUGAUUUUUUUCGCGACCUGGACGUGGUACCGUCGGACGUGGUGGCCGGAUUGGUGUUGCUGCGGAAGUUCCAAAAGCUGGAGCGUGAAGUUAUCGUGCGACAGCAAAAGAACGGAACGCACAAGUUUCUGUCCGGUGUACCCAUCAACGCUGGUACACAGUUCCUGGCACUGAACGAUUCCAGAGAUUAUGAUCAUUUUCAGACUGUUAUUCGGUACAUGUACUUUGCGCAAGGUGCGUACGGUUGGCCCAUGUAUCUCAUGAGCCAUUCGAGCACCGGCGUGUGUCAAUUGGCUUCCGAGUUGCGAUACUGUUUUUGCCGGCGAAAUACAGUGGACGUGGUGGACGACAACUGUUGCUUCUGUAAUUACGCCGCGCUCAAAAAGAUGCUUGAACUGGGCGAGGUUGAAGUUAUUUAUGCUACAUAUCAUGUUGAUAUCGCCGAAACACCGUUCUUCGUUGCGAUCGAUUACAACUACAAUAAAAUCGUCAUCAGUAUCCGCGGUACGCUCAGCAUGAAGGAUGUGCUGACGGAUUUGAAUGCCGAGGGCGAACCGUUACCACUGAACCCACCGAGGGAGGAUUGGCUCGGCCACAAGGGUAUGGUGCAGGCGGCGAUCUACAUCAAACAGAAGCUGGAGGAGGAAAAUCUUAUCCAACGUGCCCUUAAACACAAUCCUGCCCGGGGUACGCACGGUUUCGGGUUAAUAUUGGUAGGUCAUUCGCUCGGUGCCGGUACCGCGUCCAUACUGGCAAUCCUGAUGAAGCAGCAGUACGAUGUGUUGCACUGUUACAGCUACUCCCCACCGGGUGGGUUAUUAAGUAUGCCUGCGGUAGAGUAUAGCAAAUCGUUCAUCACCUCGGUGGUGGUUGGUAAAGAUGUCGUGCCACGAAUAGGGCUCUACCAGAUGGAAGCACUGAGGGCCGACCUGAUCAACGCAAUCCAGCGUAGCAUCGAUCCGAAAUGGAAAACGAUCGCGUGUUCCGCGAUCUGUUGCUGCUGCGGACCGGAACCGACAUCCGUCAUGAUGAUGUCGACAAAGGAUUCUAACGUGCAGCGUUAUAAGCAGGAACGCAACAGUGCGCGUCAAAGCACGGUACACCCGAAUGAUAAUUCUAUCGCACUAACACUGCAUCAUCCACUCUAUCCACCUGGUCGCAUCAUACAUAUCGUACGACACCAUCCAAUCCAAGAGGAACAAAUGCUGAAAAAACGAGACCCAGUGUAUCAAGCUAUUUGGGCAGACAAUAAGGAUUUCGAUGAGGUACUCAUUUCGCCCGUCAUGAUUCAAGAUCACAUGCCCGAUACUGUGCUGGCAGCACUAGAGAAGGUCGUCGCAUCUAUCGGACCCCAGAAACCGAAUCGGCAAUUCACUAGCCCUCCGCUUAUUUCCACGGACAUUGAGGAAGGUCCGAGGGCCGCAGGAGAACAGUCAACCGUAAGCCAAACACUUCAACCAAAUCUCGCUUCACCUGUCGCACAACAUAAGAUCUGUCUGGAAACUUCUUUUACCAAUAUGCAAUUGCUACAGCUACAACGCGGCGAGUCCCUGCACGCACCGGCACACGAGCAGCAGCACAUCGAUAUUUCAAAGCCGUCUUCGAUCGCGGACAGUGUGGUUGGACAGCAUAGCGCCCUGUCCAGCCUAGUCGAGGAUAGCGGAAUUCCUAAGAGCAUCUCAGGGCCGAGCGAAGUAACAACUGUGAUUUUAGCGGAAGUACAAAGCGCGGUUGCACCGGCAAUGGCAACCGUAACCCGUGUUCCUUCGGUUACCAGCGGUAACGCCGCCAAGACGUUAAAUUUUAUCGCCUCAGCUAAUCCUACGCGGAACGAUAUGUACCUCAUGUUUCAACCUGCCGCACCCGGCGGCACUGCGGCGUACCGGGCGGACAACCUGUCACUUGGCAUCACACGCCGAAACUCCUACGAGGUGCAGAAGAUCGAUCUAAUACACGACGAUUGGUUCGGGAUGGCGCCGCUUGCUAGCCCGGAAAGUUUGUCGGAACUGUCCAGCAUAAGCUCGCGGGCGAGCAUCUCGGCCUGCAUGACGGGCGGCGUGGACAAAGGGUUAGACAACGGCAAGGAGCCACGGCCGAUGCGAGUAGGCGAGCGGAACGACUUGCAAGCGGUGGAAUCGCAGCUGCACACGCCGAAAGUGUUGCGUCGUACACCGAAGGUGAGCGGCAAUUUGUCGACCUGCGCCGAAGAUGCGCGUACCGUUUACCAGUACAAGCGGAUGGGAAAGAUAUUCGUCCUAAAUCAACCUUCGUCCGAUUCGAGCACCACCCUUGAGAGUUACGACCAGGAGCAGGCUGUAAAUACAAUGGAAGAGAACGGUGUACUAGCAACAAUCAGUGAGAAGGGCACUCUGCCGCUUGCUACGAACGGUAAUCAAAAUAUUCUGGUGCAGGAUGAUCUGAAUGAACACGCUGCGGGGGAAAGGCGAGCGUUUGGUAAUGUCAGUGAUAGCGCAACACGGUGCAGCUCGAGCUGCCCGACCUGUCCAUGCCGAAGCAUAUCGAAUGGAAAGUGCUGCCAGAAGUUUAACCACCGAGAAUGUUACAAUUAUAAGUACACGUCAUUCAACAUUUUCAAGUUUAGCAAACCCAGCGAGGUUGCCAGUGGCAAUGCUUUCAUCAACAAAGGCCUCCACCAGCAGCACGACAAGAAUGCUGGCCCAAGCUCUUGGCCGCAACACGACCGGUGUGCAGCACCGACACAAGCAGGAAACGAGGACAAUAAUAAUGUUUACCCGAUCCAUACUGUUCCCGCUUUGCCAUCACCGCCGGUUAAGGCCGGACUGCUCGAGUCACACUUUCCCGUUUUUUAUAGCAAAAACGGCAAUAAUGACAACGCACGACCAUCUCACGUCCAAACAGCACGGCCAGGUGCUUUACCACCGGCCAAAUCCGUUAAACCGAUUACACCGAUAAAGCUGGCAGGUGCGCAAGAACCGCUCGCCACAGCUAUAGAGAUACGAACCGAAACCUUCCCGUUACUGGUGAACCUGGCUGACCAUUCGUCACCAAACACGAGCGGCUUUGGGCGCAGGAAAAACACGGUGCAUCCAACCGAGCGGCACAUUAUAGCGGUGGACGGGUUUAAUCCUGCCGGCACGGAAGCAGUCGAGUCACGUUGCUCACCGGCGAGUUCCUGCGCCUCUCUCACCACCGGCAACAAGCACAUCCAGCAAGCGCGCAAAAACGAGAGCAACGUUUAG